Molecule: messenger RNA, 1417 nt
Organism: Puntigrus tetrazona (Sumatra barb)
Lineage: Eukaryota; Metazoa; Chordata; Actinopteri; Cypriniformes; Cyprinidae
Product: E3 ubiquitin-protein ligase hyd
Exons: 6
Coding region: 190-888 (232 amino acids)
Biological process (GO): protein polyubiquitination; regulation of double-strand break repair
Cellular component (GO): nucleus
Molecular function (GO): RNA binding
Source: RefSeq, a predicted model, not a curated record
CGCUCUACGUCACUUUCAUGCGUUCUCUGACCACAACAGCAUCUCGAGAUGUAAAUACAUUAUCAGGAGUCCUGUUCAGCCUCACUGAACACACACAGAUCAUAUAAACGACAGCGGAGUGCAGACAGAUGAUAUUAUUAUUCGUGUGAUUAAAUAAUCAGUUCAUUUUCGUCACCCAAUGGUGCAGGGAUGGAGGAUGAAGAAGAUCUGGAGACUCUGGGAGAGAAACUGUAUGAUCUGAUAUAUCCUAAAUACACUGAGAUGACUCCCAAACUUACAGGUAUGCUUUUGGAGUUGCCUGCUUCAGUUGUGUCUCAGAUGUUGUAUGAUGAAGUUCUGCUGAAUAAAGCUCUGGAAAGAGCACUGACCGCUCUCACGUCACCCGACAAAAGUGACCCCGUGUCUCACACUGAUGAUGCGGCGUCUGUGUCCUCCGACUCUCUGGGUGAACAGCUGUAUGACCUGAUCGACCUCUACAACACCGGACACACGCAGAAGAUAACCGGCAUGUUAUUGGAGCAGAAAAAGGAGGCGGUGCUUCAGCUGCUGUCGGAUCACGUGCUUCUCGAGGAACGAGUCAAGAUCGCCUUGAAAACCUUGCAGGAGCCGGGUGACGAGGGGACAGACGCGAGUGACGGCUCUGACAGGGAGGAAGUGGAAUCCAUGGGCGAGACGCUUUUUAAUAUUGUGCAUCAGUUAGACCCCACCCACUGCUCUGACAUCACCGGGAUGCUGCUGGAAAUGGAUUCAGGAAUGCUGAAACAGAUUCUGUCCGACCGGAGCAUGCUGGAAGUCGCAGUUCAGAGAGCAAAAAGUGCACUGGUACCAAACACACACUCCCAAAGCUUUAUUGUAAUUUGUGUAUUUGCUGACAAACUAUGCAUUUAAUCUAAUAUUCCUCACUUUUAGCUACAGAAGAGCAGCAAACAGCACUUUUAAGUGAAUAUUUUCCUCUGUGUCCACAGGAGGGCGCUCUGAGCCCAACACACUCAGAAUGAGGCUUGAAUUUCUGCAGACCACGUGACUGUAAGAAACCCUGUACUUGGGACUUUUAGGCCUGAACUGCUGUGUAUAAUUCAAGACAUUGUUUACAUGGACUUCCUGUUUAGGAUUGUUGACACUUUUAUUGACAUAAAGGAGAGGAAAAGACUGAAGAAAUAAUGUGCAAUUGCAACAGGCUGGAUUUGAACCUGCUUUACCUGCAUGAGCACCUCGGCUGAAUGCGUCUAGAGCAUGUGCAUUAACCUCCAGGCCCUGGCUUUUACAUUCCAGAUGCUGCCACACAUUUACAAUAAUAUAAUUUGUCAUAAUCAGCUGUUUGUAAAUAAAGAAUGCAAAGUUUCUCUGUAGUUUUGUAUGAGACUUAUGUAGUCUACAAAUAUUACAGCCAUAGAAAUAUAUAAAUGUUUUACAUGUU